CAGAACAUUAGGCACAGUCUCAUCCUGAGAACUUGGUCUUCUCAGGGGGAUGGAUCCAAACUACAAAAGUUGAGGACGGCCUUUCCAGGGUGAGCGGGUGAAGGACUCUGAGAUGGAUGGUGAUGCAGUCUACUUCUGCACAGACAGCCAAUGUGUCUCCUUGCACCCCCGAGGGAUGGACCCUGGGAUGGUGGCUCCUACUGCCCCCAAGAUGCUCAAGCUCAUCCAGGGCACCAUGAUAUUCAUAGCUGUGACCUUGGUCUCUUCUCUUGUGGCUCUCUUUGUUGGGGCUCUACAGCCCCGAAACCCUACAUCAGAGGAUCAUCCUUCCUUCCAAGACUUUCAAGUCAUGUUUCCGGGAGAUAACACAACCGAACCUGUGGAACCCAAUGGUCACUACUACUUUGGCAGGGUGCAAGAGGCUAUCCAGAUAUUUAAAAGCCACAUGGAAAAUUCCAGCACUCAGCAUGUGGAGAUCCAGAUGUUGAAGUGCAGAGUGGAAAAUGUCAGUUCUCAGAUCCAGGUGCUUGAGGUUUAUCUGGGCAAUACCAGUGCUGACAUCCAGAAGGUCAGAAGUGCUCUACAGGAGGCCAGGGCCUUGAGUCUGCAGACCGAGAUGCUAGGAAAUUCCUUGCAGGGGGCCAGUGCUGAGAUCCAGAGGCUGAAGGGAGAUCUGGAAAAGGCAAAUGCUUUAACCUUGCAGGCCCAAGAUUUUUUUAAAAACAGCUCAGAAAACACCAGUGUUGAGCUCCACAUGCUAAGCAGAGGCUUAGAAAAUGCCAACUCUGAGAUUCAACUGUUGAAGGCGGGUUUGGAAAUUGCCAACACCCAGGCCAGCUUGGCAAAUAGUAGUUUGAAGAAUGCAAAUGCUGAUAUAAACACUCUGAGAGGUCACCUGGAUAGUGUCAAUGACUUAAGGACCCAGAAUCAGGUUUUAAGAGGUAGUCUGGAAGGAGCCCAGGCUGACAUCCAGAAGCUAAGGGGAAGUCUGCAAAAUACAAAUGCUCUAAACUCCCAGACUCAGACCCUUCUCAAAGGCAGUUUAGAUAACACUAGUGCUGAGAUCCUGAUGCUGAGAGGUCAUUUGGAAAGGACUGGUAAUGAGAUGCAGAAGUUAAAAGAGGAUGUAGAGAACACCAAAAUUCUAACUUCGAAAAUCCAGGAGGAGCAGAGUCAACUGGGGACCCUCCAUGCAGCCAUUGCUUCACUGGAGCAGCUACAAACGACCCAAAAUCAACUUCUUCAGCUGCUCCUGCAAGGCUGGAAGGUGUAUGGGGGAAACUUGUAUUACUUUUCUCAUGUCAAGAAGCCUUGGCAUGAAGCUGAGCAGUUCUGUGUGUCCCAGGGAGCCCACCUGGCAUCGGUCACCUCUCAGGAGGAGCAGGCAUUCUUGGUACAGUUCUCAAGUACCUCUUACCACUGGAUCGGCCUCACUGACAGGGGUACUGAGGGCUCCUGGCGCUGGACAGAUGGGACACCAUUCAAUAAUGCCCGGAGCAAAGGGUUUUGGGACAAGAAUCAACCAGACAACUGGCGACAUGGGAAUGGGCAGUAUGAAGACUGUGUCCAUAUUCAGAAGAAGUGGAAUGACAUAAACUGCAGUAACUCCUAUCAGUGGGUCUGCAAGAAGAAAACAGGCUCUGCAGUGGCCUGAGGCAGCCCAGAGCUGUGGGGCCCUCCUGGCUGCAGUAUUGCACCCUCCUCUCUGACACUGAAUCCAGCCUGUCAUCUGCAGCCUUCCAUUGGCUUUUGUUUCCUGCCUCAUCCUUCUCCUUUCAAACAUAUUCACCUCACAUGACCCAGUGGGAUCAGUCAUUCCUCCAGGGAAGAGUCUUGCUGUGCCUCUGUUUUUCUUCAGCAACCAGCACAAGCCUAUAUGAGAGUAGGUCCUCAAUAAAGACUCACUUAAUGAA
Molecule: messenger RNA, 1913 nt
Organism: Fukomys damarensis (Damara mole-rat)
Lineage: Eukaryota; Metazoa; Chordata; Mammalia; Rodentia; Bathyergidae
Gene: Clec4f
Product: C-type lectin domain family 4 member F
Exons: 8
Coding region: 113-1654 (513 amino acids)
Source: RefSeq, a predicted model, not a curated record